Messenger RNA from Camellia sinensis, 927 nucleotides. Lineage: Eukaryota; Viridiplantae; Streptophyta; Magnoliopsida; Ericales; Theaceae. The record is from RefSeq and is a predicted model, not a curated record.
AUGGAGGAAUGCCGUUGCAUAGAAUUUGAAAAGAGGUUGAGAACUAAGAUCUUGUUCAAGGUUGCCAGGAAUAUGAUCCAGAACUAUGAUUGUCUUGUGGAGGCAGCGACACAUGUGGAGAUCAUAGAACAAGUCGAAGAGGAAAGAAUUCGGGGUUCAACGUCUAGGGGUCACAAGUCACAGGGAGACUAUAGACCUAACAAGAAGAUAAACCUGUUAAAUCUGCCAAGUAUAUUCCCAUUAGCUUUUGCUAUUGUUGACUCUGAAACAACUGCAAAUUGGACUUGGUUUUUACAGCAACUGACAAAGGUUGUUAGUAGUGCUCGCACAUUAACUUUCGUAUCCAACUGUAAUAUUGGGCUGCUUGCAUUCUUGCCUGCUGUAUUCCCAUCUGCACACCAUGCGUACUACUUACAACAUCUCCAAGCAAAUUUGAGGGACAAAUUACGAUGGGUUGACAACCGUGGGCAAACGAUAUGGGGAGAUGACCUCGAACUCUGCAGAAUCGUUAAUAAAUUGAUACUUGAUGUCCGUAACUACCCAAUCACAAGUUUGGUUGAUACAAUCAGAAAUCAAAUAAUGACUAUGAGGGUUGAGCGUAAAGUUUUGGCUACUAAUUGGAAUGGGUUACUUUGUCCAAAAAUGAAGAGCCGUGUUAGGGAGGCAUACUCUAAUGGUUGCACAUGGAUUGUUAGCCAGUCAAAUGAAGACAUAUAUGAGGUCUAUUCAUUUCCAACGGUGUUGAGUAGUGGAAGGGAUUUCAAUACAUUUGUUGAAAAAAUUUUCAUUGUCGAUCAGUAUAGAGUUGCUUAUUCUGGAUACAUUCAGCCAAUACCAAUAGUUGACAAACCCUCCUUCUCGGAAGACGACUUCAUCAUAUAUCCACCGGCAGUUAAACGUCCUCCAGGGCGACCCAAGAAGAAUUGA